Messenger RNA from Cuculus canorus (common cuckoo), 1092 nucleotides. Its product is annotated as PHD finger protein 7-like. The transcript is spliced from 8 exons. The record is from RefSeq and is a predicted model, not a curated record. The annotation marks the transcript as partial. Gene Ontology annotation, cellular component: nucleus. Lineage: Eukaryota; Metazoa; Chordata; Aves; Cuculiformes; Cuculidae.
CAUUUUGCCAAUGACCUCUUUAUCCCUGAGACCAACCAAAGUGCAUUACUGGCGGGAUAUCUCCCUCAGGAUAUUCUACGUACAGUCGAGCGGGCAGCAGGGCAGAGAUGCUUUGUCUGCAGCGAGAGCAGGGCCGCCGUCACCUGCCAAGAGCCAGGCUGUGACCGCAGCUUCCACCUCCCCUGUGCCAUGGAGGGUGGAUGCAUCAACCAGUACCUUCCCGAGUACAGGUCCUUCUGCUGGGAGCAUCGCCCAGAACAGUUAGCGAGGGUGGCUCCGGAGAAGAACACCACCUGCGUCAUCUGCCUGGACCCUGUGGAGGACACAAUGUCCUACAUGACCAUGGUGUGCCCAGCGUGCAAACACGCCUGGUUCCACCGGGGCUGCAUCCAGGGACAGGCUGUGUGGGAUGACAUUUACUCGUUUUGCUGCCCCCUGUGUAGAGACGAGGAGUCAUUUCUCGCGGAAAUGCUCGUCAUGGGGAUCCGAGUCCCCUUGAGGCGUCCAUCAGCAGAGAGCAGCAAAGACAUCGAGGCUCUAAUCGCGAGGCACAGCUGCUGCGAUGCCAGUGAGUGCCUUUGUCCAGGAGGCAGGGAGCAGGUGGCGGAACACGGGCGCUGGGAGCUGCUCCUGUGCAGCUCCUGUGCUGCUGAGGGCACCCACCGACGCUGCUCCUUCUUGAGGAACACCACGACCCACUGGGAGUGCGACGGCUGUGCAGGCCUGGGCACUGCCUCAAGCGCCAGCUCGGAGAUCACCGGAGCCAGGACUGACAGCCAGGCGGGAUUGGGGCCUUCCCAUGGCUCUCCGGCACCCGAGACCGGCACUGAAAGCCAGGAGGGCAGCAGCCGCUCCAGCCCCCCUGGGCCCGACCGCCUGCGAGAGCGCACCCGGAGGCGUCGUCAGGCCCAGACUCCGUACACUCGGCGAAGGAGGGGCCGGGAGAGCAGCCGGGUGCCAGCACCGAGCGCCGAGAGCAGCACCUCCAGCCAGGCAGCGCUGGGGCCGCCCAACAGCUCCACAGUACCAGAGACCACCAACCCCAGGACGGAAAGCCAGGAAGUAUCGGGACAGUCUGACAUCACCACUUGA